AUGGUGGGCGAGUUCUUCGUGGCGCCCGAAGAGCAGAUCACCGAUCCGGCUGCAUUCAUGGUUGAUCUCAAUCUUCAGUUUGAUGACCAGGACGGAAACACGUCCGCCUGCAGGAGGAAGUUGGGCGACCAGAACGGUGAGAGCAGCACGGGCACUGCUCCCAAGAAGAAACCGCGCUCCGCCUCCGCGACAACGCCGCCGGUGCAGAGGAAGGGCAAGAGCAGUGUGCCACCCAAGAGGGCUUCCAAGGGCGCGUGCAGCCGAGGCGCGCAGCAGGAAGAGAGCAAUGGCGGCAACAACGUGCAGAGCUCCAGCAACUACCUCUCCGACGACGACGACGACGAGUCGCUGGAGAUGACCUCGUGCAGCAACAUGAGCUCGGCGUCCAAGAAGAAGUCGUCGUCGCACGGCGCUGGCGCCAAGGCCAGGGCCGGGCGUGGCGCCGCCACCGACCCGCAAAGCCUCUACGCCAGGAAACGUAGAGAGAAGAUCAAUGAGCGGCUGAAGGUGCUGCAGAAUCUUGUCCCGAAUGGAACCAAGGUAGACAUUAGCACGAUGCUGGAAGAAGCAGUUCACUACAUCAAAUUCAUGCAGCUCCAAAUCAAGCUUUUGAGCUCGGACGAUAUGUGGAUGUUCGCGCCGAUCGCCUACAACGGGUUCAACGUCGGGCUCGACCUCAAGAUCGCUCCGCCACAACAAUGA
This is a messenger RNA of Lolium rigidum, 702 nucleotides long. RefSeq names its product transcription factor bHLH84-like. The transcript has 5 exons. NCBI's taxonomy places the organism in Eukaryota, Viridiplantae, Streptophyta, Magnoliopsida, Poales, Poaceae. Gene Ontology annotation, molecular function: DNA-binding transcription factor activity, RNA polymerase II-specific; protein dimerization activity; RNA polymerase II cis-regulatory region sequence-specific DNA binding. Gene Ontology annotation, biological process: regulation of transcription by RNA polymerase II. The record is from RefSeq and is a predicted model, not a curated record. The coding region runs from base 1 to 702 and encodes 233 amino acids. Gene Ontology annotation, cellular component: nucleus.